AUGCUGUACGCGGGUUGUUGUGUGUCCUGCGGGCACGGGGUGUUUAAAACGGGGAGUUUACAAGGGUCUGAGAGGACAGUAGCCUGUGCGAGACGGCGGGAUCUGGUUUUCAAAAUGGAAUUGCAGCUGGCGCUCCUUUUUGCAGGGAUAAUUGCAUUUUCGGACUCGGCGAGAGGCCCCCCAAGGAUCUCUGAUAAAGUGAUUCACCGCCAGUCCGUGAGGCUGGGCAGGACCAUCAAGCUCCUGUGCCCAGUGGAAGGCGACCCCCCACCCCUCACCAUGUGGAUGAAGGAUGGACGGACUAUCCACAGUGGCUGGACGAGGUUCCGAAUCCUCCAGCAAGGGCUGAAAAUCAAGGAGGUGGAGAGCGAAGAUGCGGGGACCUACAUCUGCAAAGCCACCAAUGGCUUCGGCAGCACCAACGUGAACUACACCCUCAUCGUCAUCGAUGAUGCCAGCUCUGGAAAGGACAGCCAGGUGCCUGAAGGCUCCAAUGGAGAAUAUGAAGAUCAUUCUGGGAAGCAGUGGGCCCGGCCCAGGUUCACUCAGCCUGCCAAGAUGAGGCGGAGAGUGAUCGCCCGCCCCGUCGGCAGCUCCAUCCGCCUCAAGUGCGUGGCCAGCGGCAACCCCAGGCCUGACAUCACAUGGCUGAAGGACAACAAGCCCCUCACUCCCCAGGAGAUUGGGGAGAACAAGAAGAAGAAGUGGACGUUGAACCUGAAGAACCUGAAGCCAGAGGACAGCGGGAAGUACACCUGCCGGGUGUUUAACAAAGUUGGAGAAAUCAAUGCAACGUACAAAGUUGAAGUGAUCCAGAGGACGAGGUCCAAGCCCAUCCUGACAGGGACACACCCCGUCAACACCACGGUGGACUAUGGUGGGACCACCUCAUUCCAGUGCAAAGUGCGCAGCGACGUCAAACCCGUCAUCCAGUGGCUGAAGAGGGUGGAGUAUGGCACGGAGAGCAAGUACAACUCCACCAUCGAUGUCGGGGGACAGAAGUUCGUCGUGCUGCCCACGGGGGAGGUCUGGUCCCGCCCAGAUGGUUCCUACCUGAACAAACUGAUGAUUACUCGAGCCAAGGAGGAGGAUGCAGGGAUGUACAUUUGCCUCGGAGCCAACACCAUGGGCUACAGCUUCCGGAGUGCUUUUCUCACAGUCCUGCCAGAUCCCAAGCCUCCCAGCGCACCUGUGCCCCCUUCCGCGGCCAGCAGCCUGCCCUGGCCCGUGAUCAUCGGCAUCCCUGCUGGAGCUGUCUUCAUCUUCGGGACCAUCCUGCUGUGGCUGUGCCAGUCCAAGAAGAAGCCCUGCUCCCCUCCAGCCUCUGCCCCCGUGCACCGCCCGCAGCCCCGCGACAGGAUCUGCGUCGCCCAGGUCCCCGACAAAGACUGCAUCUCCUCCAUUAACUACGAGGAAUAUGUGGCCCAGCAGCAGCAUUUACUGUCCCAGGGGCCAGCCCUUGCCCCUGCCAUGGCCUCCAAAAUGUACCCAAAGAUUUACACGGACAUCCACACCCACACCCAUUCGCACGUGGAAGGCAAAGUCCACCAGCACCAGCACAUUCAGUACCAGUGCUAA
Molecule: messenger RNA, 1578 nt
Organism: Cinclus cinclus
Lineage: Eukaryota; Metazoa; Chordata; Aves; Passeriformes; Cinclidae
Gene: FGFRL1
Product: fibroblast growth factor receptor like 1
Exons: 7
Coding region: 1-1578 (525 amino acids)
Cellular component (GO): plasma membrane
Molecular function (GO): fibroblast growth factor binding; fibroblast growth factor receptor activity
Source: RefSeq, a predicted model, not a curated record